Messenger RNA from Cryptotermes secundus, 2212 nucleotides. RefSeq names its product septin-2 (gene Septin2). The transcript is spliced from 9 exons. Gene Ontology annotation, biological process: cytoskeleton-dependent cytokinesis. Gene Ontology annotation, molecular function: GTPase activity; GTP binding; molecular adaptor activity. The record is from RefSeq and is a predicted model, not a curated record. Gene Ontology annotation, cellular component: microtubule cytoskeleton; septin ring; cell division site. Lineage: Eukaryota; Metazoa; Arthropoda; Insecta; Blattodea; Kalotermitidae. The coding region runs from base 63 to 1337 and encodes 424 amino acids.
CGAAGCUGGUCGCUGCUGGUUUCUGUGCUGGUGUCGUUGCUAGUCAGAGAGUAGAAAGUAAGAUGGCGACUGCUGAUGUUGAAAGGGCUAGGGUUGAGGCUGGUAUUCGCAACUUGAAGUUGUCAGGCCAUGUUGGUUUUGACAGUCUACCAGAUCAGCUGGUAAAUAAAUCGGUGCAGAAUGGAUUUGUCUUCAACAUACUAUGCAUUGGUGAAACAGGACUUGGGAAGUCUACUUUGAUGGACUCACUAUUUAAUACCAGCUUUGAGUCCACUCCUAGCCCUCAUAAUCUUCCUACUGUAAAGUUGAAAGCUCAUACAUACGAACUGCAGGAAAGCAAUGUGAGGUUGAAGUUGACUAUAUGUGACACUGUUGGCUAUGGUGAUCAGAUAAAUAAGGAAGACAGUUUCAAGGCUGUAGUAGAUUACAUUGAUGCACAGUUUGAAGCAUAUCUUCAGGAAGAAUUAAAGAUCAAGCGAUCCCUUUCAGCUUAUCAUGACAGUCGAACUCAUGUGUGUCUGUACUUCAUUUGUCCCACUGGACAUGGUCUGAAGUCUAUUGACUUGGUUUGUAUGAAGAAACUAGAUACAAAAGUAAAUAUCAUCCCAAUUAUUGCCAAGGCUGAUACUAUAUCCAAAACAGAAUUGCAGAAAUUCAAGUCUAAAAUUAACUCUGAGCUUGCCAGCAAUGGUGUGCACAUCUAUCAGUUUCCGACAGAUGAUGAUUCAGUAGCAGAAGUGAAUGCCUCAAUGAAUGCACAUGUUCCAUUUGCUGUUGUGGGAAGUACAGACUUUGUGCGUGUGGGAAAUAAAAUGAUGAGAUCCCGACAGUACCCUUGGGGAACAGUGCAAGUUGAGAAUGAGUCCCAUUGUGACUUUGUGAAGCUGCGUGAAAUGUUGAUCAGAACAAACAUGGAAGACAUGCGAGAGAAGACACACAUGCGACAUUAUGAACUCUAUCGCAAGAAGCGCUUGGAACAGAUGGGGUUCAGUGAUGUGGAUGCCGAGAACAAGCCAGUGAGUUUCCAGCAAACAUUUGAGGCAAAGCGAAGCAACCAUUUACAGGAACUUCAGCAGAAGGAGGAUGAAAUGAGACAAAUGUUUGUGGUUCGUGUCAAGGAGAAGGAGGCGGAGCUAAAAGAAGCAGAGAAAGAGCUUCAUGCAAAAUUUGAUAAACUGAAGAAGGACCAUACUGAGGAGAAGAAGAAGUUAGAAGAAUCUCGCAAGAAACUAGAAGACGAGAUCGUGGAAUUUAACCGUAGAAAGCAGCAGCUGCAGCAGCAGCAGAUGACUAGCAGUCAUCACACACUGACUCUUGGAAAGAGCAAGAAGAAAUAGAUGAUGUCAAGUUACUUUUAUUUCUGCCUUUAUUUUUGAAGCACUAUUCAUACUGCCUGUCAAACUGUAUAUUUAACACAUUGACUACUGGCAUGUAGUUUAACCCUCUGUUGGCCAAUUUUCUGGAAAAGAGAAAAAUGCUGCACCUGUGGGACUAAGUUAAAAUUAAUCUUGGAAGAAAUAUUUGUUACAGUGAUAAGUUUUUGUUUUUAUUUAUUUAUUUUUUUCAGUAUGGAUUUGUGGCUUUGAAGCCACACUGAGUGAUGAAAAAUGUUGUAUGAUGUUUCUUUUUAUGGUACAACUGAAAAAAUCAGUCUAAAAAGAUAACAGUUGUUUAGAAAUCAUAAUUCCUAACAGUGCAGAUCUUGGUUGAUAAUCCAUAUUAGAAAAUAUUUUCACAGUACAUUCAACAUGGUCUGGACUCAAAAAUAAGAAGUGUAACUAGAAUAAAAUCUGGGACAGUAACUUUUAUUCAGAAGGGGGGGGGGUAUUUGGUCAAUUUUAUCCUUUUCUAUGCCAGUUGGAAUAAAUCCCAAAAAUAAGUUUGAAUUUGGCAUGAAGCAAAAAUGAACUAUACUCUGAGCACCUGAUUUUUGUAACUGAGUGAACCUGUCAUGUGGGUGUGUCAUUUUCCUUGCAUCAGCAAGCUGCAAUAGUUGGCUUGGAAUCCAGAAGACUCUUCUAAGUUUUCUUUCUUACAUUGCAAAAUAUAUAGUCUCUGACAUGAAGCAACUUGCAGUGACCACAACAAGAUCAAGAAGAUGGAAACAUUUCAUGGAUUAGAUCUCUGUUUGGUAGAGUGUUUAAGGAAUCCAUCAAAUCCACACCAUGUAUGAGCUUGUGUGCCAUCAUAAUAUUGGGGCACUUGACAUUAA